Messenger RNA from Gambusia affinis (western mosquitofish), 2177 nucleotides. Its product is annotated as transcription factor 7-like 1-A. The transcript has 8 exons. NCBI's taxonomy places the organism in Eukaryota, Metazoa, Chordata, Actinopteri, Cyprinodontiformes, Poeciliidae. The coding region runs from base 777 to 1706 and encodes 309 amino acids. The record is from RefSeq and is a predicted model, not a curated record. Gene Ontology annotation, cellular component: beta-catenin-TCF complex. Gene Ontology annotation, molecular function: RNA polymerase II cis-regulatory region sequence-specific DNA binding; DNA-binding transcription factor activity, RNA polymerase II-specific. Gene Ontology annotation, biological process: regulation of transcription by RNA polymerase II; canonical Wnt signaling pathway.
ACUAAUGUGCAGUGUUUGUCUUCCUCACCAGAGCCAUUGGAGCGAUAUGGGCACAGACUGAUAACAUGCAAAAAGCAUCACUGGGUCACAUAUUGAGUCCAUUUUAGGAGGCUAAAAGCUAAACGUUUCACAUCUAAGACAGGCUUUAAAAUGAGGCUUUUUAUCAAAAGUGAAUGGAAGGAUGAUAUGAUUUAGUCAAAAUGUACGGUAGGGUAGGGUAAGACCACCUUGUGGUCUGAACUUUUUAUUUGCAUAGAAAGCCCAGUUUUAGCAUUUUUGGAGAAAAUAAAAUUAAUUUGACAUCUUGGAAGAACACACCCUAUAGUGCCAAAAAUCCAUCUCGGUUAGAGGCACAAGACUGAAAAUAGUAAGUAGGAGAAAAGAACAACCAGAGGUUGAUUCUGAGCUUUUAAUGUCACGGUUCUUUUCUUAAGUAUUUCCUGUUAAAGUUUCAAAUCCAAACAAAUUAUGUUGGCUCUUUGGAAAUAGAGGGGCAGAAGAAGCUGACAUCACCAGAAGCAGUCCAUAGAACCCGAGUCACAGAGUCAAAGAUCCGAGUCACAUGUUUCACCUUCACCAUUUCUCUACAAGCCUUCAUCGAGCGAACAGCUUUUUAGCCUCACAGCUUGAAGAAAUCAGCAGAGAGACAAAACUGAAGAAGUUUUUAACCAGCAGGUUGGGAUAGAGAAGUGGACCAUCUCUGGACACGUCAGUAAGAAGUUCAAGGAAGAAAUUAAGAGGAGUUUGAAAACAAAAACUGGACUAACAGGAACAAUAUGGAAGACCAUCUUAGGAAGAAGCAGCUUCUCCCUCCUCCUCCAUUACCGACACCUUAUACUUCUCCUGCCUGGCUUGCUCCGCCACAGUCCCACAUUACCACUGUACUGACUCAGUGUGGAUUUCAAGAGCACAUGUUCAUGCUUCCACCUCCAACAUUUACCCAUCAUGCUCCUCUUCAUGCUCAUCCGCCGGUCAUCCGUGCUCCACCAGGGGUCACGGUUAACACCAACGCUCCAUUCAGUCUGGGAGCGCAGUAUGAUCACAUGUUCAGGCCUCCACCUCCAACGUUUACCCAUCAUGCUCCUCCUUCUCCUCUUGUACAGCCUGUCGUACAACAGAUGAUUGUCCGACCUCCUGCCCUGCCAGCAGGAGGCGAUGACAGUCAGGAACUGAAUCUGCAUAGUUUAUCUAGCCGUUAUCUACCUGAAAAUGUAAUGCUACAACCAGUUGGAGUCCUGAAUGGAGAAAUCUUGUACAAGGAUAUCCAAACUCCUCUGAAUGUCAACACCUCAAAACGAGUCAGAGGCAAGUGGGAUGAUGGCCGACCGUACAUUAAAAAGCCACCAAACGCCUUCAUGCUUUUCCUGAAGGAGAUUAGACCAAAGGUGGUGUCUGAGCUCAAUAUCAGAGGAAGUGCUAUGGUGACUAGAGUUGUGGGAGAAAUGUGGAACUGUUUGCCAGUCGAGGUGAAGGCAAAAUAUUUCCAGAAGGCCAGACUGGGACAAGAGCUCCACCGGCAGCAACACCCUGGCUGGUCCACCAGUGAUAACUAUGGCCAGAAGAGGAAAUGGGGGAAAAAUAAGACCUCAGAGAGCAGCAGCAGUUCAGCCUACAGUCCAAGGCCAGUCCCAUUUCUCUACUUCAUCCCAGACUCCGCCUCAGAGUCGGCCCAACACCACCGAGGGCCCAAAGCAGAGACUGAUUGAAGGCCCUUCUUCUAGUUAUGACAAUUAAAGUGUUUUGAUUUGCAUUUAAAAAGCCUGGUUUCAUGAUUUAAUGUCAAUCCAAGAAAGAAAUUAACAUUGUCACAGAAGGUGUUUUUCUUAACCUCUAGAACCCGACGGACCCACCGGUGGAACCUCUAGGGUUCUAGAGGUCAAGCCGUACAUGAAACACGUUGCCUUUUUAACUAAAUACAUAACAGUAAAAAUAUUGUUGAAUGCAGGAUUCUUUUUUUUUUUUUUUUUUUAGGAAUUAUUUGUUUGCAAAUGGGCCUCAGAGGUCCUCAGAAACAGAUGCUGUUUGGAUGAAGAACAAGCAGAAACUCAAGAAGUACAACUUUCCACGAGAGCUGUUGUAAUCUGAAGGACUGAGUAUUUACUCCAACAUAGGCAAAUUAAUCUGCCAGUGAAACUAUUCCCUUUUAAAUCAAUAUUCGAGACUUACUGACUUAAAAC